CAUUUUUUGCUGGGGGAAUGCGAGGACUGCUUGUUUCAAAACGCGGGAGGGAUUGUUCUCUCUCCAUGUGCUGUGCGCCCAAAAGUCGACCAACAAUGAGCGGGGUCACUGGUGUCUUUUCAGCUCCCUCAUCGAAAACGAGCAAGAACAAGGAAACAAAAGGGAGCCAGCCAAGACGAGCACGCAUCAAAAAGCAACUUGGCCACUACCGACACUUUCUUGGCCACACACACUUCUGAACCACCUUCGCACACCAGCACAAAUUACCAUGACCGACCCCGCCCGACAGCCCAUCUCUUACGCCAACGGACUAGAGACCCAUGUACAGCUCGACGCACGGCUGGCGCAGGAUUCUGCGGGGAAGGCCAACAACACUAUCCAUGGCAUCCCCCCAUUCACUGUGCCCCGCGCCGACGGCACAUUGGAGGCCAGUCCAGACAUCCGAGCGAACGUACCGCACACAGCAACCGUCCGGAUGAUGCGUCGGCGACAGAACGAGGCCCUCCGGAGUGACCAGGACGGCGACGGCAACUACACCAACCACCAAGGUUACCGUGAUGGACAGAACGAUAACGACGGGGAUGGAAGUGGUGAGAAUUUACCAGGAAGGGGAGACCAUUCGUCAUCGAACCAUGGACAUCAACACGGACUGUCUGGCAAACUGAAAGCAGGUGUCGCCACCAGAAGACCGUUUCUUCAGAGAUUGCGCAAGGCCGCGAUGCCGACCUUGUUUGGAGCCCUCAUCGGAUGGUACUACGAUGCAGUAGACGUCUUGGUCUACAGGAAUGAUCCACGCAUUAAAGGAACCCUGUUGACAUUCUCACUCCUGUGUCUAUUGACGAUGCUCUCCAUCUUCUUCUACCUCGAGUUCAUUCGCCCAAUCAUCCGUGGGAAGCGUACCGAAUAUGUAAACUGGGAAAAAGAGCUGCUCUAUCCUGUCAGGAUUGCGACCGCGUCUCUCGUCCUGGGAUCGAUCGGAUCAAACAUUGCUCUGUGGCCUGUGUGGCACCUCUCCACAGUAUUUGUCCUCACUGUCCUAGCCGUCGCCAUCGUCAAUGUUCUAGGCAUCUUUUUCUAGCCCAAUACUUCGCAAAUAUGAAAAAUCCAUCCACACAUGCAUAUCAAAAUAAUAGUCAUAAUCUUCCUCCUCGACUCCUCCCUUGCAUAGUCAUCCGCAAUAGAUA
This is a messenger RNA of Gamsiella multidivaricata, 1184 nucleotides long. RefSeq lists its product as uncharacterized. The record is from RefSeq and is a predicted model, not a curated record. NCBI's taxonomy places the organism in Eukaryota, Fungi, Mortierellomycota, Mortierellomycetes, Mortierellales, Mortierellaceae. The transcript has 3 exons. The coding region runs from base 269 to 1078 and encodes 269 amino acids.